CCGGAAGUCGCCGCCAACAUGGCCGCGCCCAUAGGAGCGUGGUGGCGACUUUAAAGUUCUCCGCUAAUUUUUGUUAUUUUGUAUUUACCAGUUUAUCUACCUGGCGAAGCCCGUUGAAUUCAUCACCAGGCGGGAGCGGGAGGCUGCAAACAAUCGGCAGAGCGAUGAAUUCGCCGCUGGUCGCUUUGACGCAACCCGCGAGAAUCAUCGCGAGGCGACCGCUCGCCCCGCCGCGCCGCCCGCGGUCGUCGUCGUCGUCGUCGUCGGCGGCGGCGGCGGCCGAGAAAUCCGCCGCCUCCUUCUGGGCGCUGUGCCGCGAGCGCCACUUCGUGUACGCGGCGAACAUCGGCGCCGGCGGGCAGACUCCGGCCCACGGUGCGACGAAGCUGCCCCGGGGAGCGGAGGUGGCGGCCGACGACGAGGAGCAGGAUGAGGAGGGGUUGAGCUUCGGGCCCAUGGGGGUGGAGCUGCGGAGGAACGUGCGCGCCGCGUGGUGGGCCGAUGUGGUGACGGCCCGGCAGGACGUGGUCGGGGUGGAGACGCCGGCUCUGAGCCCGGCCACUCGCGAGCUGAGACGCUCUCUCGUCGACGGCAUGCUGGGAUGCUACCCACAAGCCCUUGCACUUUCCAACCGCAAACUGCCCUUUGGCCUUGCACAGGUGGGGGUCUGCAGGCCGCGGGGAGAGAGGGAGCACACGGAGAUGAGCCUGCUGUGGUUCUGCUCUGCUCGCACAGCGUCUCAGUGGAGCGAGUUCUGGCUCCGACAGAGACUCAGCUGGUGGAGAUCGCUGGCCGUGCAGCCGUCUCACUUCACAUCGACGGAGGGCGGAGUCGGGGAGGGGGGGGCCACGCGGGGGGGGCACGUGGUGCGCUACCGCGUGCCCUGGGAGCAGCGCGCCGUCGAGGACGUGCGCAGCCUGGGGCCCGUCAGCGGCGCAACGGCACCGAAGUCGUCGCCUCCGCACGCCGUGCUCGUGUCCAGCAGCCUCGACUCGGCCGCCCUCUCCCUCUUGUGGGAUGCCUGCUCGCCAGGGGUCAGGGGUCACGCAGGGGGCCGGCAGGUGAUGAGGCUGCACCCCCGCGUCGCGCCCGUCAAGGUGGCGGUCGACCUGGGACGAGGCCCCACGGCGGAGCUCCGCGAGCUGUGCGAGGGACUGUGUGCUGAGCUGGUCGCCGCUGGGGCCGUGGUUUGGCCCGGAUACAGAGACACCCAGCAGAGCAGCCUGGAGCAGCUCUAUAGCCGCUACGACGAGAUGGGGGUGCCACUGGUGGUGGUGGUGAGCGAGUCGACGCUGGAGUCGGGAUCCAUCCAGCUGCGGCACAGAGACACGAGCGUGCGCGAGACGGCGCACGUCAACACCGUCACCCAACUCGUCACCGCCCUCCUGCUGCUCCGUCACCCUCAUCAUCGGCGUCACGGCGGCACGGGCGCCCCCCCUCCCAGCCACGCGGCGAGCACGGAGGGCACACCACUCGCCAAGGACCUGUGACCUCCCAAGAGACAGUGUCAAGGUCAAGAGGUCAUCAUGGUGUCGCCGCCCACCGCCAUCACUGCCUUCUUCUGCCGACAUUUUUUAAUGAUCGACACCCAACCUCAAGAAUCGCUCUUACAGUCUCGUCAUCAUUAUCUCCAUCAUCACCGACAUCAUCACCGACAUCAUCCUCACAAUCGUCAUUAUCUCCAUCAUUACCGACAUGAUCACCAUCGUCAUCAUCCUCAGAAUUGUCAUUAUCUCCAUUAUCACCCACAUCAUCACCAUUGUCAUCCUCACCAUCAUUAUCCCCAUCAUCACCGACAUAAUCUCUGGGUCUGGGAAUCAAGGUCUUAAGGCCUCAGCUCUCGAAUGUUGGGUGCUUCUCAGGGUCUUGAAACUUAGCCGAGAUAAAAAAAAUAUAGGGUGGUAACUUUCGUGAUUCAUGUGAAGGAGCAGUGACAUCUACAUCUGCAGAACACGAAGAAGCAGUGGCAUCUACAUCUGCAGAACAUGAAGAACCAGUGGCAUCUACAUCUUCAGGAGAUUACGCAACCCUUGUAUACACGCCGUACAACGUGUUUGGAAUCGACAGGAGUAAAGUUGGACUUACGAACAAAUCGACUUACCAACACACAUCUGGAACUUAACUCGUUCAUAAGUGUAUAUAUAUAUGAGUCUUAAGAAGAAUUAAAAACUUUUUGUUUCUACAUAAAAUCUCGUCAAUGGUCCUCGUACUUAAUCUGG
Molecule: messenger RNA, 2219 nt
Organism: Lethenteron reissneri (Far Eastern brook lamprey)
Lineage: Eukaryota; Metazoa; Chordata; Hyperoartia; Petromyzontiformes; Petromyzontidae
Gene: POLG2
Product: DNA polymerase gamma 2, accessory subunit
Biological process (GO): mitochondrial DNA replication
Cellular component (GO): mitochondrion; cytoplasm
Source: RefSeq, a predicted model, not a curated record